AUGUAUAUUAAAUAUUCUGGGGUGGUGUAUCACUUGCUUUUAGCUAGCUUCUUGUUGCUUAUUAAUAGUCUGGGUAUUUAUAGUAUGCAGUGUAUGAAAACCUUAUCUUUUGGAUUUUCUGAAAUGCAUUUUGAUCUAUCCUUGUUUCUACUGCCUGAAGUGCAACUAUUUCUGGGAAAUAGGGUGUUUGAUAUUUUUUGUGUUUUAUUCGGAAAUGAAUAUAAAAAUGUGUGGGACUUUCAGGAACUAAAUAAAGAUGUCUAUUGUAUCGCAUUGUGGCUUGUUAUGUCUGCAUAUUUGUUUAACUCUUCUUUUUUCUAA
This is a messenger RNA of Nematocida ausubeli, 321 nucleotides long. RefSeq lists its product as uncharacterized. The record is from RefSeq and is a predicted model, not a curated record. The transcript has a single exon. NCBI's taxonomy places the organism in Eukaryota, Fungi, Microsporidia. The coding region runs from base 1 to 321 and encodes 106 amino acids.